This is a messenger RNA of Eriocheir sinensis (Chinese mitten crab), 1487 nucleotides long. RefSeq lists its product as uncharacterized. Lineage: Eukaryota; Metazoa; Arthropoda; Malacostraca; Decapoda; Varunidae. The coding region runs from base 135 to 1487 and encodes 450 amino acids. The transcript has 4 exons. The record is from RefSeq and is a predicted model, not a curated record.
UUUUUUUUUUUUCCAGACGAAUCGCCACACUCGUCAAAAACGACAGCAACCCUGGACCACAUUGGCUGCCUGAACCAGGAGUCAUCUUUGGCCAAUACAAAACUUAUGAGGAGUGCCAACACGUCGUCGACGAAAUGGUAUCAAGUGAAAAUGUCGAAAGUCAGGCUUUGGCGAUGUUGCGGCAAUGUGAUAAGGAACAAAAAAGGAAGGCAAGAACGAUGGAAACAAAUGCAGAAGAAACUGCUAAAGAAAAAACUGCAGUACGUCCAACUGAAAAAGAUCCUGGUACAGCUCACGAAACUGCAAAGAAAAUACAUGCGGAGGCCCCGCUUUAUGGUGCUACAGAGGUAGACGAGAGGCCGGUCGUCAGAUCACCUCUGGCCAUUUCUCGGCCCGAGAGGGAGGACGUCGUCAGAUCACGUCCCCUGGCCAGUUCUCCGACCGAGAGGGACCUGGUCGUCACAUCACCUAUGGCCAGUUCUACGGCCGAGAGGGAGGUCGUCAGAUUACCUCUGGCCAGUUCUCAAGAUGUCAACAGAGCUGAAGGCAGACGAGACGCCAUUGACGUCUUUAGAGCAGAUACACCCAGUACGUCUGAUGAAGAACCCAGUGACGUACAAGUCCUGCCCGAGAAACAGCUGCCACAACAAAUACAAGAAAUUUUGAAUGUCGUACUAAAACAUGUAAGCAAAAAAUUUGAGGAAGUAAGCAAAAAAUUUGAGGAAGUGAAAACUUCUGUGGAUAACCUUCAGAAACAGCUGCAACCAGUACUUCCAGGACCUUCGCAGCGGGUGACUGACGGUGAGACACCUCUCCCUACCGGAUUUGUGCCUGUCCUUCCAAAGGACCCCUAUGAAGUGCUAACAUACUUCGGUUUUCCUGCUAGCACACCCGACAGUCUCGUAUCAAAACACAGGCACUACUUUCUUGGCAAUGCAUCGACAGAGCCAAUGAGAACUCACCGGUUGGCACUGAGGAAGGCAUUAGUUCAGCUAUGCCCGUUGCCCAAGCCUCAGUCGGGAAAAGGUGGCCUGACCCCCUCCAUCCGCCAACUCCUACAUUAUUUAGCACCCAGAGAUGUCUGGGUGAACUUCUGUUUGAAGGGCUACUCCAAAUCUAAGAGAAAUAUGGAGUCUGAAAUGCCGAAAUUUGUGCGCAUGAUUCAGGCGACAAUGAGCAUAAAACGCCAAGUCGACGAGUCGACGGUGAACGCUCAUUUAUCGGAGGCAUUAAGGAAAGAAAGUGACAGAUCAGGCUUCCGUAACACGGCGCGACCCAAGAAAACGACAGCACCAAACACAAGCACACCGUCCACGUCGGACGUACCAGGAACGUCAGGGCAUGGGACUGGUCAAGACGAGGGAGAAAGUGACUCCGAUUAUAUCGACAACGAUGCGGAAAGUAUCGUACCGCUGUCGAGUGGUAAUGAUACCGACAGGGCUACAGAUGAACGGUACUCGGACGAUGAAGAAUCAAUCACUGAAUAA